AGAGCCAGCACGCGCGCACACACCCACACACGCGCUCUCACAGACGUUAUGGAGACCUCCGCGCGCUCAGUGCUCGUGCUCGCCGCCGCGCUCGUGCUCGUGUCGUGCCAGCCGGCGGACGCGUGGUACAAGCAGGCGACCGGACCCAGCUACUACUCGGUGGGCAGAGCGUCCGGACUGCUGUCCGGCAUCCGCAGGUCACCGCACGCGCGCAGGGCAGAGAGCGACACCGGGACGGCGGAGACGGACACACAGACCGGGAGCGAGCAGGAGAUCAGCCCGCUCAGCCAGAGGCUACCCCCCGCGCUCAGGAACAUGGUGGUCUGCGUGAAGGAGAUCUCGCCCAACCUGCAGAGCUGCGAGCUGACCCUGGACGGCUCCAGCGCCUUUCGCUGCAAAGCAGACGUCCUGCUGGCCCUGGACGCGCUCGAGUGUGCGGGCGUGUGAAUAAAAUGAUACACGCUCGCCCCCCUCCACAUCCCCCCAGUCCCCUCACCAACCAACCCCACCCUGGAAUGGCACUCCUCAGGGGUCCAAGCACCGAAUGUGCUGGAGCUCUGCUGCUUUUGUUAAUUUAUGAAUAUUAUUAUUAUUUAUUACUUCCAGAGACGGACUGGAGACACUGAAUGUUGGUCCAUUUCACACAAUGUGGAGAAACUAGCUGCUUAUAAAAGAGAAAAGUCGACUACAGCCCAAAGUGUGUGUGUGAGAAAGUCCUGCCCCCCCACCACCUCCGCACCAUCCAUUGUCCAUGAACUGUCGACUCUCUCGAAUAACGUUUUCUGUAUUUUAUUUUUUGUAAAACUGGACAGUGUGCGUUUUUAGUUCGGGAAAAUAAAAAAUAAACAUGAAACUAAUGUCAAACAGUCCUGUUUACACACUGUAGUGUUGCAUAAUUACACAAAAAAACACUGGAUUGUCAGAAUAAAUCACAUUUUUGAUCUUGCAUA
Molecule: messenger RNA, 950 nt
Organism: Pygocentrus nattereri (red-bellied piranha)
Lineage: Eukaryota; Metazoa; Chordata; Actinopteri; Characiformes; Serrasalmidae
Gene: npb
Product: neuropeptide B
Exons: 2
Coding region: 49-447 (132 amino acids)
Biological process (GO): G protein-coupled receptor signaling pathway; feeding behavior
Molecular function (GO): G protein-coupled receptor binding
Source: RefSeq, a predicted model, not a curated record